Messenger RNA from Vairimorpha ceranae, 450 nucleotides. RefSeq names its product transcription initiation factor tfiid 28kda subunit. The transcript has a single exon. Gene Ontology annotation, molecular function: transcription coactivator activity; protein heterodimerization activity. The coding region runs from base 1 to 450 and encodes 149 amino acids. Gene Ontology annotation, biological process: RNA polymerase II preinitiation complex assembly; transcription initiation at RNA polymerase II promoter. Gene Ontology annotation, cellular component: nucleus; transcription factor TFIID complex. Lineage: Eukaryota; Fungi; Microsporidia; Nosematidae. The record is from RefSeq and is a predicted model, not a curated record.
AUGAAAGAAGAACAGGAAGAUUUACCCAAUGACAAAAAAUCACAAAAAGAAAUAAAUAAUUCUGAUGAAGAUUCUGAAGCAUUAGACCUCAAUAGCUCUGAUUCUGAAUGUUUUAAGGAGGAUUUUCGUAAGUACCAGGGUGCUAUAGAUGAUCUAUCAGAAGAAGAUCUGCAUAGAUAUGAAACCUUUAGGCGAUCUAAUUUUCCUAAAAAUGUGGUUAAAAAAUUUAUAGCAAGUGUUAUUGGACAGGCUGUUAAUCCAAAUAUGGUUAUUGCUGUAAGUGGUCUCGCCAAAAUAUAUGUUGGUGAGAUGGUGGAACUGGCUAAACAAGUUCAGGAAGAAAAAAAUAAUAAUGGGCCAUUAUUGCCUUCUCACAUUCAUGAAGCACACAGGCGUAUGUAUGGUAAAUUACCACACACCACUGUUUUUAAACGACCACCAUGGGAUUAA